UUGGGUGCACUGGUCGUUUGACUGUCAAAAGUUUCGAGAGAGAGCUUUCUCUCUCUUAAAGGGUUUAAAUACCAGGCCUUCUUUCACCAUAGAGAAUCAACAAACCCCCUUAGAAAAUUCGCCUCUCUCUCUCUCUUUUUCUAUCUCAUUCAAAGAUUUGGAGGAUUUGGGUCUUGGGUUUCUUGUUCUGCAUAUGAAUCUGAAGGAUUAGAGCGAUUUUCUUUUGCUUUCUCUGCAAAUUUGCAGAGAUUUGUAGACUCUCUUCAACUUGGAGAAACCAGAUAUUAUUCAAGUACAAGCUCACCAGAAUAUCAGAGUUUGUUGUGUUCUUUUCGUCUUUUGGGGAUUCCUCUUCCUUCUUAAAAUCCCAAAAGAAUAUCCCCAAAAUUUCAAUUUUUUCUUUUUGCAGGAAACUGAGCUUUAUCUCACAACUCUUUCACCUUUCUGACGAAGAUCUACAGUUUCACCACUGCAAAAACCCACCUUUAACCUCUACUACUCCAUUUGAGGUGUGAAUCUAGAGUGUUCAUCUCCCUGAAAAAGAGUUCGUGAGAUCUUUUCCUGAGGCUUCGGAGCCUCAUAAACAAGGAUUUCAGCUCUUUCUAUUGAAGAAAAAGAACCCCAUUUUGCAAAAAGUGGGAUAGCUCAAACCUCUGCAGAAAAAGCCAUGGGUUCAGAUACUGGAAAGGGGCCAGAUAUCCAGUCAGAGUCAAACUGGGACUCAGAGAGCGUGGGAAGCGACCGAGUCGGAUUCAGUGGACCGUUGAGCGGACCAUUAAGCGGCCCACUAAACAAGAGAGGCGGCCGAAGAAGCGCUCGAUUCAAUAUUCCCGAGCCAUCCACGCAAAACCCGGACGACGGCUAUGUCGAGAUUACACUCGAUGUCCGUGAUGACUCGGUGGCGGUUCACAGCGUGAAACCGGCGGGUCAAGACAACGAAGACCCGGAAGUGACCCUCUUGGCUCGGACUCUAGAGAAGAAAACAUCGUUGGGUUCAUCGGUUAUCAGGAGCGCUUCUUCAAGGAUAAAACAGGUCUCUCAGGAGUUGAGGCGACUCGCUUCUAUCACGAAGCGCCCUGCUCCCGGUCGAUUCGAUCGGACUAAAUCGGCAGCUGCUCAUGCAUUGAAAGGGCUCAAGUUCAUCAGCAAAACUGAUGGUGCAUCUGGUUGGCCUGCUGUUGAGAAGAGGUUUGAUGAGCUUGCAGUUAAUGGAGUGUUACCCAAAGCUCUCUUUGGACAAUGCAUAGGGAUGAAAGAGUCCAAGGAGUUUGCUGGUGAGUUAUUUGAGGCUCUAGCAAGGAGGAGGAAUAUAACUUCCAAUUCAAUCUCAAAGACUGAGUUACAAGAGUUUUGGGAACAGAUCUCAGAUCAAAGCUUUGAUUCUAGGCUUCAAACCUUCUUUGAUAUGGUUGAUAAGAAUGCUGAUGGCAGAAUCAAUGGAGAAGAGGUCAAAGAGAUUAUCACAAUGAGUGCCUCAGCAAACAAGCUGUCCAAGAUCCAAGAACGAGCCGAGGAGUACGCGGCCCUUAUAAUGGAGGAAUUAGACCCUGAUAGUCUUGGUUACAUUGAGCUUUACAACUUGGAGAUGCUUCUGUUGCAAGGGCCAAGCCAAUCAGUGAAGGGGGUUCAACAAAGCCAUAACCUUAGCCAAAUGAUAAGCCAAAAGCUGAAACCCACAAAGGAGAAUAACCCAAUUAGGAGGGGGUAUCAAAGGGCGAAGUACUUUUUGGAGGACAAUUGGAAAAGGGUGUGGGUUUUGAUGCUCUGGAUGUGUAUAAUGACUGGGCUUUUCACAUGGAAAUUCAUUCAGUAUAAGCAUAGGGCUGUGUAUGAAGUGAUGGGGUAUUGUGUAUGCACUGCUAAGGGGGCAGCUGAGACUCUCAAGUUUAACAUGGCCAUAAUUUUGUUUCCUGUUUGUCGAAAUACAAUUACUUGGCUGAGGGCCAGGACCAAGCUCGGUGUUGUGGUCCCAUUUGAUGAUAAUAUCAACUUCCACAAGGUAAUUGCGGCUGGCAUUGUGGUUGGAGUAGGAUUACACGCUGGUGCUCACUUGACGUGUGAUUUCCCACGCCUGCUCCAUGCUACUCCUAAGGAGUACGAACCCAUGAAACAAUUCUUUGGACAAACUCAACCGCCCAACUAUUGGUGGUUCGUUAAGGGAGUAGAGGGAGUAACGGGCGUCAUAAUGGUGGUCUUCAUGACUAUUGCAUUUGUGUUGGCCACUCCAUGGUUCAGGAGAAACAGGCUUAACCUCCCUACGCCUCUCAAGAAGCUCACCGGUUUCAAUGCCUUUUGGUACUCCCACCACCUCUUUGUGAUAGUCUAUACCCUCUUCGUUGUCCAUGGUAUCUACCUCUACUUGAGCAAGGAAUGGUACAAGAAAACAACGUGGAUGUACCUGGCGGUCCCCGUUUUGUUGUACGCAUGUGAAAGGCUUGUACGGGCUUUCAGAUCAAGCUCUCAGCCAGUGAAAAUCCUCAAGGUUGCUGUUUAUCCUGGAAAUGUGUUGGCUCUACACAUGUCAAAGCCACAAGGGUUCAAGUACAGGAGUGGGCAAUACUUGCUUGUCAAUUGUGCAGCUGUUUCGCCAUUUGAAUGGCACCCAUUCUCAAUCACGUCAGCACCAGGUGACGAUUACCUCAGUGUUCAUAUCCGAACCUUGGGUGAUUGGACAGGCCAACUCAAAGCUGUUUUCUCAGAGGUAUGCCAGCCUUCAACUGGUGGGAAAAGUGGUUUGUUGAGAGCGGAUUACAUGCAAGAGGAAGGCAACCCAAGCUUCCCAAGGGUGCUGAUCGACGGCCCCUACGGCGCCCCGUCGCAGGAUUACAAGAAAUACGACGUGGUCCUCCUGGUUGGCCUGGGCAUCGGCGCCACCCCCUGCGUGAGCAUUGUGAAAGACAUCAUGAACAACAUCAGGGCGAGCGAGGAGGAGGAGAGAGAGGAGAAGGACCUAGAGAGAGGAGGUGCCCUCCGGACCACUGCCACCCCGACGAAGAAGAAGUUCAAGACCCAGAGGGCCUACUUUUACUGGGUCACCAGGGAGCAGGGCUCGUUCGAGUGGUUCAAGGGGGUGAUGAACGAGGUGGCAGAAGCGGACCAGAAUGGGGUCAUUGAGUUCCACAACUACUGCACCAGCGUCUACGAGGAGGGGGACGCCAGGUCGGCUCUGAUCGCCAUGUUGCAGAGCUUGCACCACGCCAAGAGUGGGGUGGACAUAGUUUCAGGGACCAGGGUGAAGACCCACUUUGCUCGGCCAAACUGGAGGGCCCAGUUCAAGAGGAUUGCCAUCAAUCACCGUGAGAAGCGUGUUGGUGUAUUCUACUGUGGUGCUCCGGCCUUGACAGGAGAGCUACGCCACCUCUCUCUAGAAUUCUCGCGCAAAACCACCACGCGCUUCGACUUCCACAAAGAGAACUUCUAGAAGGCCCUUUCUCUCUCCUUGUAUGUAUUAUAUUUGAGAUCAAAUCACAUAUUCCACAUUCUUUUUUUUCAUUUUUGGUUCUAUAGUCUAGAAAGAGAAAGUGUGAACAAGCAAAGUGGCCUUGAAAAUGAACCAAGGAGCGCGUGGGCCCACCUCCUCCUAAUCUCAACAAACCUACCCUUAGUGAUGGAUGAUAUCACGAUGGUCUAAAGAAUGCAAGCUAGCUGGCCUCCAUCUCUCUCAUCCAACUUUUUCUAGAGAGAGAAAGUGGGGUCCCAAAGUUUGAAAAUAGAGCCAAGUCCGAGGUGGUGGGAUGAGCACCGAGUCGUUGCGUGUGAUAUCAGCAAGGUGGGCAUAGGUUUGGGUCUUUUGCAUCCACAUAUUUGGGAUUUGCUUUAAUAAUUCUUUUUAGGGAGAGAUAAAGAUUUUUAGAGAGAGAAACCACGAUUUUUGUUGGGUCAAAGUAAUUAGUGAGUAAAUAAGGAAAGUGGGUUGGCGUCGAAAAAGGAUGUCCUUUCUUUUGUAUUUCUAUGUAGUUGGUGUGAGAUAUAAAUAUGAUGUAGUGCUACGUCUGUGAUUAAAUUUGUUCCAAAAUUAAUGCAAGGUUUCCAUAUACCUUUGUACUACAAAAAAAACAUGUAUGUGAUAGUUGUUUCCUUUAUUAA
Molecule: messenger RNA, 4086 nt
Organism: Amborella trichopoda
Lineage: Eukaryota; Viridiplantae; Streptophyta; Magnoliopsida; Amborellales; Amborellaceae
Product: respiratory burst oxidase homolog protein C
Cellular component (GO): plasma membrane
Molecular function (GO): calcium ion binding; peroxidase activity; NAD(P)H oxidase H2O2-forming activity
Source: RefSeq, a predicted model, not a curated record